AUGGCUUCUUUUGAAACUUUCAACGUUGUUUUCUUCCUCCUUUUCUUUCUCUCUUUGAUUCUUUUCAAUACAGAGGCAAGGUCCGCCACAAGGACGCUUACCACGUCGUCCGGGCAGCCUAUGCCAUUCCAAUACCACGAUGGCCCUCUUUUAUCCGGCAAAAUCUCCGUUAAUAUCAUUUGGUACGGCAAAUUCAAGCCUUUUCAACGUGCCAUCAUAUCUGAUUUCAUCGUUUCCCUUUCAUCUUCCAACCCUCCUCAACCCUCGGUGGGCAAAUGGUGGAAAUCCAUUGAAAAAUACUAUCAUCUCACCAAGAAAUAUCAUCCCCUUGUCCUUUCAUUGGGUACAGAAAUCUCUGAUGAGAAAUACUCCUUCGGAAAGUCAUUAAAUAAUCAGCAAAUCCUGCAAUUAGCAUCAAAAGGUCCUCAGAAGAAUGCUAUUAACGUCGUCUUGACAUCGGCUGACGUUGCCGUCGAAGGGUUCUGUUCGAGGUGCGGAACCCAUGGUUCAGGUUUGGGUUCUGGUUCAAGCCAGGGUUAUAAGUUUACUUACAUCUGGGUCGGCAACUCGGACACGCAGUGCCCAGGUCAAUGCGCUUGGCCAUUCCACCGUCCCACCCACGGACCGCAGUUCCCACCUUUGGUCGCACCGAACAACGAUGUGGGUCUCGAUGGAAUGGUGAUCAAUCUAGCUAGCUUCUUGGCCGGGACUGCCACGAAUCCGUUUGGAAAUGGUUAUUAUCAGGGCCCGAAAGAGGCGCCACUGGAGGCUGCUUCUGCCUGCCCUGGGAUAUAUGGUAAAGGAGCUUAUCCGGGCUAUUCCGGAGACCUUCUAGUGGACCGGAACACCGGAGCUAGCUACAAUGCAAACGGUGUUAAUGGCAGAAAAUACUUGCUCCCUGCUUUGGUUGAGCCCACAACCUCGGCUUGUUUUACUUUGGCUUAAAACAAAUACUCAUACAACAUGCAAA
This is a messenger RNA of Hibiscus syriacus, 970 nucleotides long. Its product is annotated as protein PHOSPHATE-INDUCED 1-like. The transcript has a single exon. NCBI's taxonomy places the organism in Eukaryota, Viridiplantae, Streptophyta, Magnoliopsida, Malvales, Malvaceae. Bases 1 to 945 code for a protein of 314 amino acids. The record is from RefSeq and is a predicted model, not a curated record.